UCCAACAUGGCGGCCUCCAUGGGUCGCUGCCUUCUCUUCUUCAUUUCACUGCGCGGCUUCCUCGGUGAGGCGUCCGGCGACCUCGGCUCGGGCAGGGCCUCCCGCGACGAUGACUUGCUGCUGCCUUACUCCCGCACGCGGGCGCGCUCUGCCCGGGACUGCACAAGGGUGCGCGCCGGCAGCCGCGAGCACGAGAGGUGGCCGCUGUCCCCCUCAAACGCCGGUGCCCGCGGCCCCAACGUACGCAUCUUCGUCUCGCACUUCGCAGACCGGGCGGUGGCCGGCCACCUGACGCGGGCCGCCGAGCCCCUGCGCACCUUCUCGGUGCUGGAGCCCGGCGGGCCCGGCGGCUGCGCUUCAAGGCGCCGCGCCACCGUGGAGGAGACGGCGCGGGCGGCCGGCUGCAGCGUCGCCCAGAAUGGCGGCUUCUUCCGCAUGGAUACGGGCGAGUGCCUGGGGAACGUUGUGAGCGACGGACGGCGGGUGAGCAGCGCCGGGGGGCUGCAGAACGCGCAGUUCGGGAUUCGCCGCGACGGGACCCUGGUCACCGGGUACCUGUCUGAAGAGGAGGUGCUGGACACUGAGAAUCCGUUUGUGCAGCUGCUGAGCGGGGUCGUGUGGCUGAUUCGCAACGGAAGCAUCUACAUUAACGAGAGUCAGGCGGCUGAGUGCGAUGAGACACAGGAGACAGGUUCCUUCAGCAAAUUUGUGAACGUGAUGUCAGCCAGGACAGCCGUGGGCCACGACCGGGAGGGGCAGCUGGUGCUCUUCCACGUGGACGGGCAGACGGAGCAGCGGGGCAUUAACCUGUGGGAGAUGGCGGAGUUCCUGCUGAAACAGAACGUGGUAAAUGCCAUCAACCUGGACGGAGGGGGCUCUGCCACCUUCGUGCUCAACGGGACCUUGGCCAGUUACCCAUCCGAUCACUGCCAGGACAACAUGUGGCGCUGUCCUCGCCAUGUGUCCACCGUGGUGUGUGUGCACGAGCCCCGCUGCCAGCCGUCUGACUGCAACGGCCACGGGACUUGUGUGGAGGGGCGCUGCCAGUGUACGGGGCGCUUCUGGCGGGGCGCCGCCUGCAGCGAGCUGGACUGUGGCCCCGCCAACUGCAGCCAGCAUGGGCUCUGCACGGAGACCGGCUGCCGCUGCGAAGCUGGAUGGACAGGGUCCAACUGCAGUGAAGCGUGCACCAGCGGCUCCUUUGGGGAGGACUGUGCCAAGAAGUGUCAGUGUCAUAAUGGAGCCACCUGUGACCCAGUUCGGGGGACCUGCACCUGUCCCCCUGGCUUCACUGGCGACAUCUGUAUGCAGGAGUGUCCCCUCGGCUGGUACGGGCCAGACUGCCAGAGCCCUUGCAAGUGUGAGCACCAGUGUCCCUGCGACCCCCAGACCGGCAACUGCAGCCUCACCUGGUCACGCACCUUGAAUAGCAUCCUCUCCCGAGGUACGGGCCCUCCCAGGCUCCCCGGGGACAGCAGGGGGCAGACCCCUCCUCUCCCAACCUUCAGCCUCUCCCUGGCAUCUUGCAGUGAAGCAGUGUCUCCCGCUACCCGAGGACACCCUGCGGGCAGGAGAACUCUCCCUUUUCACCAGGACCACCUGGCUGGCCAUCACCUUGGCCCUAGUUUUCCUUCUGCUGAUCAGCACGGUGGCAAACGUGUCCUUGUUCCUCGGGUCAAGGGCAGCGAGGAGCCGGCACCUGGAUGGGGCCUACGUCUACCACCCACUGCAGGAGAUGAACGGGGAGCUCCUGGCUGCUGAGAAGGAGCAACCGGGUGACACCUGUAACCCUUUCAAGGACUGAAGCCUCUAGCUGCCCAUCAUGACCUGUUCUGGAGGCUCGUUGCCAUGAGCUCUGGCUUCUGCAGGGGAAAUUCCAAGGCCACUGACCAUCUGGGUGGUCUCGACCCACGUGCCAAGCCAGGCUUCUGACAGCACCUGUGCCUCAGCCCCUCACCUGGCCGCCUGCCGUGCAGGCGUUGCCGUGCAACCCUAGCGAUACAGCGCGCCCUGGAGAGACGCUGCCUCCUUCCCCGCCUGCCUGUGCCUGCCGCUCACGAGGCCUGUCCCCCAAGGGCCUGUCCUGCUGCUGCCAAAGAGCCUCCAGCCUCCUGGGGCAGGGGCGCUGCCAGUGGAACUCAUGAUGACCGAACUGUGGCCAAGUGGCAGGGUCCAGCCAGCCCCCUCGGAUGGGGUGAAGAGACUAUGGCCACAUCGAGGGACCCUUUUUUAUAGACCUCAUCACCGAACUUGCCAACUAGAAUUCUAUUUCCCGUCAUGGGAAGCUCCUUAAAGGGAAGAGGGGUGAAAUCAUGUUUACAGGCUCUCUAUUUUGUCCUGCCGCCAGAAGGGUUUUUCUACCACUUGAAUAAAUUGAUAUAAUAAAAGGACCCCUGGAGCGGCAUCUGAAUGCGGAAUCGUGGAAUUGAGGGACCCCUAGAUUUUGACAGGUGGGGCUGCUUAACCUGAGUCAGGGGCAUGUCCAGCUCCCUUAUCUAUUUUGUUUAAUCCACGGGUUCUCACUUUAAAGUGUACUCGAAUUACCUGGAAGAGCUUGCUAAAAAUGCAGAUUCUGGCCUGGGCUGGAGCCUCGGAGUCUGCAGGUCUCACUGAGCUCCCAGGUGAUGGCUGCAGG
This is a messenger RNA of Globicephala melas (long-finned pilot whale), 2635 nucleotides long. Lineage: Eukaryota; Metazoa; Chordata; Mammalia; Artiodactyla; Delphinidae. The record is from RefSeq and is a predicted model, not a curated record.